This is a messenger RNA of Adineta steineri, 1449 nucleotides long. Lineage: Eukaryota; Metazoa; Rotifera; Eurotatoria; Adinetida; Adinetidae. The record is from the annotation of a GenBank genome assembly.
AUGGCGAAUCCACGAUACUCCGACUGGUCAUCGGAUCCAGAAUCAACCACACAUGGAAGUCAUUCAUCGGUCGAACGCAUUGUCUGGACAGAAGAUGAUGAUAAUAAUCAAAUUCAACAAAAUAAGACAUCCUUUGCAUGGACUUCGUUUUUUAAAUACUGUACUGUUGGAUCAUUAGUUGGUGGAAUAGGUUUAGCUAUUAUACUCACAUUCUGGUUGACAUCAAAAACAACAGCAACAGGAACAUUAAUUGUAACAACAUCAUCCCCUAAUUCAUCAAGUAGCUCAUCUGUAUCAGCCUCAUUUGUCACUGCAUGGAAUACGCCAUCUGCAACAACAUUAUCUUCAUUAUCAACAGCUCAACUAGUUCAAGCAGAAGUACAUCAACAAGCACCUCUACAACUAGUACAAGUAGAUCAACAAGCAGUUCUACAAGUAGUUCAAGCACGAGUACAUCGACAUCAACAUCAACAAGCACUUUUACAACAAGCAGUUCAACUAGCACGACAUCAACAACAUCAACAACAACUACAACAGCAUUUAGUUCUUGUUAGUAACAAUCUACGUUGGAAUCAAACAGGGCAAAUCGUUGCUGGAACAACAAUACAAGGUUCAAGUGCGAAUCAACUAAACAAUCCAAGUUGUUUGUACAUCGACAAUAAUAAUACUCUAUAUAUUUGUGAUCAAAAUAACAAUCGUAUUCAGAAAUGGAUUCAAGGUGCUAUAACAGGUGUGACAGUGGCUGGAGAUAGUACAGGUAAUCAAGGCUCAACAUCUACAUUGCUCAAUAAUCCCAUGGAUCUUACUUUUGACAACAAUGGAUUUAUGUAUGUCGCUGAUUCUAAUAAUAAUCGUGUGCAAAGAUUUGCUCCAGGCUCUACUAGUGGCACAACUGUUGCUGGAACAACUAGUUAUUCAAGUGCAUUGACUGGCCUCAAUCGACCAUCAGCUAUUGAUAUUGACAAUAAUUCAAAUCUUUAUAUUCUUGAUAUGAAUAAUAAACGAUUAGUAGAAUGGGGUCCAAAUGCAACAAUUGGUACUCUACUGAUCAGUGAUCAUACUCUGAAUAAUGGUUAUGAUAUUUUACUCGUAUCAGAUUCAUCAAAUCAAAUAUAUAUCAGUACUCAAUUGAAUCGUGUAAUAUAUUUAUGGACAUUUGGUGCGUCGGCUCCAGGUAUGACUCUUCAAACAGUCAAUGAUAGCCAAAAUAAUCUUAACAAUCCAGAGGGCAUGGUUUUGGAUUCGUAUGGUAACUUGUAUGUUGCUGAUAGAAAUAAUAAUCGAGUAGUUAUGUAUUGUGCUAAUUCAACAGUUGGUAUAGUUGUUGCUGAAGAUAAUAACUCUGUGCCUUCACUCCAAAAACCAGUGGCUCUUGCCUUUGAUUCGGAUCUGAAUUUGUACGUAGUCACUGGAAAUAACGGCCAAGUGGUUAAACUUUCAAGAAUUUAA